AAUAAACAAGUAGUAAAAAGAAAAUUCUCAAUUGAUGAAUUAAAUUAUGAUUCUGAUUUAAUUCUAAAGAUUCUCAAGAAGAAACAAGUAGUAAAAAAAAUAUCAAUUGAUAAAUCAAAUUAUGAUUCUGAUUUAAAUUCUGAAGAUUCUCAAGAAGAAAUGAAUA
This is a messenger RNA of Racocetra fulgida, 166 nucleotides long. NCBI's taxonomy places the organism in Eukaryota, Fungi, Glomeromycota, Glomeromycetes, Diversisporales, Gigasporaceae. The record is from the annotation of a GenBank genome assembly.